Thamnophis sirtalis is the source of this 1666-nucleotide messenger RNA. The record is from RefSeq and is a predicted model, not a curated record. Lineage: Eukaryota; Metazoa; Chordata; Lepidosauria; Squamata; Natricidae.
GAAAUUCCAGACAUUAUUGACUGUACUCUCCCACAAGCAGUAGAAAAGAUUAAUUCUGAAGAAAGAGAAGAAUUGAAAGUUUCAGCAAAACUCUUUGUCACAAGAUCAAACUCCUCAUCAAUCAGAGAAGCAGUGAAUAUGACAUGUUCAGCUCUUGGUGUUGACCAGUUAGAUUCUGUGAUCAUUUCUCCCCCUGCAACUGAAGAUGGAAUUAAUUUUUCUUUAGAAUAUUUACAACCUUACUGGACAGAGCUUGAAAAUUUAGUCCAGAACAAAAAGAUUGUUGCCAUAGGGACUUCUGAUCUAGAUAAAACAUUGCUAGAACAGCUGUUCAGGUGGGCACAGGUGAAACCGAGUAGUAACCAAGUGAAUCUUGCUUCCUGUUGUGUCAUGCCACCAGAUCUGACUUUAUUCGCAAAAGAAUUUGACAUUCAGCUGUUAACUCAUAACGACCCAAAAGAACUGCUUUGUGAAACAGGUUUCCAGGAAGCUCUUCAAGAAAGCCUCCCAGAUUGCCGGGGGCACGAAUGGACUCCCCUCUGGCUUCUGCGGUAUUCGGUCAUCGUUAAAAGCAGAGGGAUUAUCAAAUCCAAGGGCUACAUCUUGCAAGCUAAAAGGAUCCCAUCAUCUUAACGCCGAUCUUGAAAACUGGAUACUUUGGAGAGACCCUAUCUCUACUUUAUAUUGAACCUAGGCAGUUGUUGUUUUUUUAAUUGACAAAAGUUAUCAUAAAACCCAGAUUGCAUAUGGGAUGGUACUCUUGAGCCUAUGCUUUCAAUUUCAUUUACUUUCACAUACUAUAUGGUGAUCUGUGUUGAGAACAGUUGGCUCGCCUAUAUAAUAUUGUUUUUCAUUAAGAUUUACUAAUCUAGGGAUCUUGUAUGUAAUCUUUAGAAUAUUUUAAUGACUAAUAUAAAUUCAAAAUCUAGCUAGCUAUAUUUUGAUUGAAGUAUUUUUAUUUGUAAGGCAUAAUAAUUGACUUGGUAUAGUUUAUGGCCGCUGGGCUGAUAGAAAACUAAGUAAACCACAUUUUGGUGGAAUAAGGUGACUUCACAAGUGGUAAAAAUAUGUGAAAUAUUUAAUAGAGUCAUUAAUUUAUAUUCAGUUCACUACGCCUCAAACAUCAGAGUUUGACUAGCCAUGGACAAUUUUUGUUACGUUUGUUGUAUUUUUCUCUUGGCAUAUGUUCAGAUUUUUUUUUUAAACUCAGAAUUAUAUGGCUCCAGUGAAGAGUAGAAUUAACUUUUUGAAAAUUGGUUUUGCUGAAGUUAAAACAUACUUAUAUUUUGAAAAAGAUAAAAAGUUGUAUAUAUAAAUUUCAGCAUUGCACUGAGUAUAAGCUUCUCAGACAUUUUUAGGAUUUUUUAAAAACGACCAGAGGUGAAGAUAAGUUACUUUUAAGUUUGUGGGUUCUUCAAAAGAAAUUGAUUCAAUGCUCUUAAGCACUUAAUUUAAUUAGAAAACUGCUGCAGUUAAAUGAAUAUUUUUAUUCAGAUUAUCUCUAAAGAGGUUUGCUUAUUGAGAUUUCAGUAGUUUAACAAUGUACAUUUUUGCCAUUUUAAUGGAUAUUUCUGUGUUAUUAAUGCACAUAUGAAAGUUAUGUAAGAGAUGCAAACUUUAUCUGGAUUUUAAGCUUUUAAUUUAUAAAUGAAAAUGUUAUAGGUAA